CAGCACUGUGGUGUCGCAAGCACAAAGCUGUGCAUAAAAGGAACCAUCACAUCUUAAUCUUGGCUCAGGUACAGUCUCCUUCUGUGCUUCAAAGUGUUGUAAACAACAUAUAAUGGAGACAAAAUAUGAUUCAGCUGCAUAAAAGUAAGCAAAACAACAUAUGCCAGGUAGUGAAAGUCUUGUACAUUGUCCAUGUUCACAUGUGGCUUACUUCCGUGAAAACAAAGGAAAUACAUUCUUCAUUCCUGUGAAGAAUAACCAGUGAGGAAAAGAGACAAGGAAACUAAGAGCUAAUCAGAAAGGGGUCACAAGCUACGUAUGAACCAAUUGGAGCUAACUGAUGUAGGUGUAACAAAAUUUUUAUGUUUAUGAACAUGGGCACUAAUGCAUUUACAGAAAGAUUAGUUGUCGGACAGCACUGAAAAAUAUCUGCUUCUGGGAAAAAAAGGUCUGCAGUAGUGUGGAAGUGUCUCCUCUUUUCCUCCUUGAUUGAUGAAGUCUAGUGCAAUAGCCUGAGCCUAAAAAAAGCUGACUUCCACUUACGUUGUAUUAAUCAUGCAGGAAUGUCAGAAGCUAAAAUAAGCCCGGCCACUUCACCACUCAGGUCUUCUCCUCUCAACUCGCCCCUGCCCCUUACCUGUUUUACGGUUUUGUUCAGCUAAAAAUGCAUAAAACGCUAUACAGGAAGAGCAGGCCUCUAUGCUGGCUACUCAGCUCACCCUCCGAAGAGGACUUCCCCAGUACCACACUCAAGGCAAGUUUUUAUAUAUAUAUAUAUAAAGGAUCCAACGGUUCAGCAGUCUCCAGAACUGGUGGAUGGGUUAGCUUAGGUGUGGGAGUUGCUGGACGGGCUCUCUCCAAUGGCCUGGGAGUUGGAGCUGGUGAGUGACUACUUGCUCACCCUGGAGGAAAUGGUGAGGGUUUACUCCCCCAGUGGCUCUCCGACCCCAGUAGGGGCCGACCCUGAGUCUUCCACCUCAAGCCUCCCUGCAUAUGCUCCUGCAGAUCCCUCACAACUCUCCACCAGCUCCUGAUGCCAACAGAGACUCCCCUGCCUGGCCCUGGCCUGCCAUCAGAGGUGCCUGCCAUGCUUGGCCUGCCACCAGUGGGCACACCACCGUCACCUCCUGAAGGUGCCUCAGCACCCACCAUGGCAUGCCUGGACACCCCCUGGGCACCCAACUUCCCCAUUGCCUCCUUUGUUGAAGAAAAAUAUCUGGAUGAAACCCCGCUGAGAGAUCUGAAUUGGGACCCAUACUUGAAAAAAAUACAAUAUACCGUAUUUUCGUGUUGGGCAGUAUUUACACACAACGGCCAAAAGGUGACACUAAAAGUCAAAAACAAACAAAUUGUACGGUAGUUUUGAGCCAUAAUUCUCGCAGCCUAGGGACGACAGAACCCUGAAAAAUAUAUGUCGUAUUUCCCAUUGUUUGGAAUUUUGCCUAAAUUUUGUAAAUAUUGCGAACGUUGUGUAAAAAUGGCUAUAAUUUAAAAAUUAUUUGAGAAUCAUGCCGUCAGGCAGCCAUAUCUUUUCUGUGCUUCCUAAGCCGUCCUCUAGGGGCAAGAAACCUCACAUUGACGAAUUAUGUCCUGUUUCUCUUUGAUAUUUGCAAUUCAUUCGUUCAUUUUUUAUUGUCAUUAUUUUUUUAAUUGCAGUUAUUGCCUAAUUUUAUUGAUUGACGCAAUACUCCCAAUAUUUUUUCAGGACUCAAGAUAAAACGUAUGAUUUUGUAAACCGAGUUUGUUUGCGUUUAAGCAUUAAAAUAUUUGAAACUGGCAUUUAAAAUACACAUCUCUUAAAUUAAAAAAAGAAUAAUACAUUAUCCUAAGUAUAUGCAUCUUAACUGUCCAAUUUAAUACUUUUAAACGGAAAUUAUAACCUUUGCAUAAAUAUUACUUACAUAUUUUCAAUCACGUAUUUACGUUAAGCGACUAAACGGAAAGUUUGAUUUAUUUGUAUUCUUAUUAUUAUUAUUAUUAUUAUUAUUAUUAUUAUCGAUAAAGACUACACUUAAAAACGAACAGGAAAAAACGAGUUAAUAAUGGUGCUGGUAAUAUCCCUGUGGAUUGUGUCGCCUGAUUAUUGGGAGGGGGCAUAGUUCAGAAGAAGCAGCGCUGUAUUUACGCUGUAUGUACCUACUACCAGGAGACAGAAGGAACACUUUGAAGUACUUUACGCACAGAGUACUGCUUGGAUCGUUACAGUUAAUUUUUCCCCUGAGGAGGAAUUUUUCAGAUAUCGUUUACUUCGUUAUGUUUCUUUUUUUAAUUAUUAUAAUUAUUUAUAGCAAAAAAUGUAAUUUUCUUCGUCUGGUAAAUAGGCAAGUUUAAAUAUUUCUUUAUUUAAAACGUAGUGUUCGUUGCAUUAGCAACUUCUUAUUAUAAACAAGUAUUGCCGUAAACGUUUAAUACAAUUCCGAAAAAGCAUUUGGUAUAUACGAAUACGUAGGCCUAAUCUUUAGUAUAUUUUUUAUUACAUACCAAACAAGUCGUGUUGCUUUUAUAUGCAAUUUUGUUUAGACAAUAUUUUACUUUUCUUUAACAAAAACACUUGAUGAUGCGUAAACCGAAUUUGCUCAUCAAUCUAAACUAUAUUAGAUUUAAUUGAUUUUAAGAAAUAAAGUACAAAAGGAUAUCUCUAUGAUCAGCUCGGUGUGCGUUUCGUCUUACCGUGGACGUAAGUCUAGCAACAAACCGUCGUCUAAAACAUGUCUGAAGGGAGACAUAGCCAGAGGGGAAGAAGACUGCGGCAAAAUAGUCAUAAACGUGGGAGGCAUUCGGCACGAAACAUACAAAAGCACACUGAAGAACCUGCCCGGCACACGCUUAGCCUGGCUGGCCGAGUCCAGUUCCCGGAGAAACUCCGAUGUGGACCCAAGUCAGGGCAGAACACAUGAGUUUUUCUUCGAUCGCCACCCUGUUAUAUUCACCUAUGUAUUGAACUAUUACAGAACAGGCAAGCUCCAUUGUCCUGCUAACCUAUGUGGUCCCUUGUUCGAAGAAGAGCUGGCCUUUUGGGGAAUAGACGAGACGGACGUGGAGCCUUGCUGCUGGAUGUCAUACCGGCAGCACAGGGAUGCAGAAGAAGCACUUAACAGCUUCGAGCCCCCGGAGCAGGAUGAUGAUGAAGACGAGCUGUCUCACCGCUUUGGCAUUGAGGAUUGUCCAGAUAGACCUCGGAGUCGAUUUCGUUUAUGGCAACCAAAGAUAUGGGCGCUUUUUGAGGACCCGUACUCAUCAAGAGCAGCUAGGGUCGUUGCACUUGUAUCUCUUUUUUUUAUCUUGGUCUCCAUUACUGCAUUCUGCCUGGAAACACACGAGGCAUUCAACUCCCUGCAGAACCGUACAAAGCCUGUGACUGUGGGGAACGUGACUCGGUUGGAAUCAACCCUAGAGAUGGUGACCUCACCGGAGCUGACCACGAUCGAGGGUGUCUGUGUGGUGUGGUUCACUUUUGAAUUUUUGGUGCGCAUUGUUUUCUGCCCAGACAAAUUGCUCUUCAUUAAAAAUGUCCUCAACAUCAUAGAUUUUGUGGCCAUUCUGCCCUUCUACCUGGAAGUGGGGCUAAGUGGUCUGUCCUCCAAAGCUGCCACAGACAUACUGGGCUUCCUGAGGGUGGUCCGCUUUGUGCGAAUCCUGAGGAUAUUCAAGUUGACUCGUCACUUCAUAGGGCUACGGAUUCUGGGCCACACGCUGCGGGCUAGUGUCAAUGAGUUUCUGCUGCUGAUUGUCUUCCUGGCACUAGGAGUACUCAUCUUUGCCACUAUGAUCUACUACGCCCAGCGGAUCUGUGCCCAACCUGAGGACCCCACUGCUAGUGCCCACACCAACUUUAAGAACAUUCCCAUCAGCUUCUGGUGGGCAGUUGUGACAAUGACCACACUGGGCUAUGGGGAUAUGUACCCCAACACCUGGCUGGGAAUGAUAGUGGGAGCCAUGUGUGCGCUAACAGGGGUGCUGACCAUCGCCAUGCCCGUCCCUGUAAUUGUCAACAACUUUGGCAUGUAUUACUCUCUGGCUAUGGCUAAACAGAAACUGCCCAAGAAGAAGAAGAGGCGUAACCCAAACCCGGAAGCGACGAUAGAUUCUCCUUUUGGAAAGUCAAUAACUGGCUCUCCACAAGGAAGCACUCAGAGUGACACUUGCCCUCUUGCAGCUGAGGGGUCCACAGAAAGGAGUCACCCAGACUCUAAGCAGAAUGGUGAUGCCAAUGUGGCGAUAUCACGAGAGGACUGCUGUGGUCCUGUCCAGCCCACCUCCCCAAGUGAGAAAUGGUCACUCUGCCACUCUCGCUUCUGUGCUCGGAAGAACUCCAAGAAGGAGGCCGCUUGCUUCCUGCUGAUGCCUGGUGACAUUUCCUGUGCUUCUGAUAGCCACUUACACUCAGGAGCGUCGAAGGCCAAGGUUUGAUUAAUUAGCCAUGAGAAUAGCGAAAAGGCCCUUGCAGCUGCAACAAAUUACAGUGAAGCAGAAGCAGCAUCUCUGACUUGAAGGGGGGCUGAGCACAUUAAGCCACGUAGUUGUGCUUCAUCUGUGCUUCACCGUGCAGCAGGAGCUGCUGGGUGCCUCAGCUCUGUCCUCCCUCUCACACUGAGGUACAGGCUUCGCUGUCUGAGAAGGACAAAUGUAAACUGUCUUUGCUGUUAGUAACUGAAAAUGGGGCCGUGUGUGUGUCUCAGUCCACUUGCGUGUCAUUACAGGCUUCCUCUGAUCUUUGUUAGUUUUGUUGAUGAGGAUCACAAAUGUAGAAUACAGAACUUAACUUUCUCUAUUGACAGCUACAAGCAUACAGUACAUGCACGAUUUUUCAUUUUUUAAAAUGCAGCCGACUGAAAAUCCAGAUCAUCAGAAUCCAGAAUUUAAGUUGAAAUGCAAUGUUUAUAUUGUAAUAAGUAGCAACUCUUUGAUGUAAUAUGUGUUUGGUCUAUUCAGAUAGUGUUGCACUUCUACAUUUCAAACCAUUUUUCCAAAAAUAUUAUGCCAACUUCUAAGAAAUAAGAAAAAAUGCUGUUAUCACGUGAUUUAAAGGGGGCCAAAAAUGAUAUUUUUAGUUUUAUAUGGUUCUUUAUUUGGUUGUAAAGCAUAGAUAUGUAUAUUAAUCUAUUUCAGCCUAAUGCAACUGUAUACCUCUGAUGUUCUUAUCCUUCCAUAUCUGAUUUUUAAAUUAUUUUAAUGCCAUUGGUUGCCUUAAGAAUACCAAACAAAAUAUUUUUAAGUCAAACUUCAAUAUCAAGUUCACUGUUUGCUAUAGGAGAUGUGUAAACUAGCAAAUGGGCUUUAUGUAGCACAGUAUGAAGGGCUUUUCCUGUUACGUGACUGACAAACAUGUAAACGACUGUUUGUUUAUACUUAGUGUGCUUUAUAUGUAUGAUUAUAGCUGAAAUUCUGGUGAUAGAAUGUUCCUGAGUUUGUGUGAUGAUAGUAAACGUAAUGCAGAGCUCUCGCACAAUCUAAUGUUUGGUACACUAAACGUCUGGGACUGAAUGGUGUAGGAUGUUUGCUGUCAUUGGGGCAAAACUGGCAUAGUAUCCCGUUCAUAUGUAUUUCUAUGCAGUAAUGUUGGAACACAAAUAAAGAAAGCUUUCCAAAAUGAAA
Molecule: messenger RNA, 5595 nt
Organism: Paramormyrops kingsleyae
Lineage: Eukaryota; Metazoa; Chordata; Actinopteri; Osteoglossiformes; Mormyridae
Gene: kcnc4
Product: potassium voltage-gated channel, Shaw-related subfamily, member 4
Biological process (GO): potassium ion transmembrane transport; action potential; protein homooligomerization
Cellular component (GO): dendrite membrane; presynaptic membrane; voltage-gated potassium channel complex
Molecular function (GO): protein binding; delayed rectifier potassium channel activity
Source: RefSeq, a predicted model, not a curated record